Molecule: messenger RNA, 2674 nt
Organism: Scophthalmus maximus (turbot)
Lineage: Eukaryota; Metazoa; Chordata; Actinopteri; Pleuronectiformes; Scophthalmidae
Product: CASP8 and FADD-like apoptosis regulator
Exons: 9
Coding region: 1-1422 (473 amino acids)
Biological process (GO): proteolysis; negative regulation of extrinsic apoptotic signaling pathway via death domain receptors
Molecular function (GO): cysteine-type endopeptidase activity; protein binding
Source: RefSeq, a predicted model, not a curated record
AUGGCCCUUCCGGACCAACCCGAGCUCCAGGCGAUUAAUCAGGUGGCCGAGUCUCUCAGCGGCUGCGAGCGCAGGGUCCUCUUCUACCUGUGUGAAAGCCUGGACACGGAUCACAGUACGACCUGUGCGAAGGAGAUGCUGAGAGCCAAGGUCAUGUGCCACGACAGAGGUCGCCUGUUUCUGGCCGAGCUCUUGUUACAGCUGAGGCGCUUCGACAUCCUGAGGAAAGUGUGCAGCAUCAGCAGGGAUGAGGUGGAGAGGACUCUUGGGUGCCAACAGGUUCUGCCCAGAUUCAGAGUAUUGAUGGCUCACAUAAGUGAGGAUAUGGCUGAGGAAGAUCUGAACAAUGUGAAGUUUUUGAUAAGCAGCACAUUGUCUCGUGAGAAGUUAGAGAAAGCAAAGAAUUUCCUGGAUGUGAUCAUUGAACUUGAGAAGCUGGACUUAGUUUCACCUGAAAGGGUCGACUUUGUCCAGGAAUGUUUAACAAACAUUGGCAGGGUUGACCUUGCCAAAAAAGUGGCUACUUACAAGCUUUCGGCAGUUGCCACACCUCCACAGUAUUCACAUCAACAGGAAAGUUGCAGAGCUCCUUUUCCAUCCCCCACUCUUCAUAGUUCGCGUUCUCUACAGCAAACAAGACCAGGACAGUCCCUCCAUUUUGGCCCAGAAACCACACCAGUGCGUUUACACACAGGGCAGAGCUGCCAGAGUCCACUGGAUGGGUACAGAUUUAACAGUAAUCCCAGAGGAGUUUGUGUUAUCAUAGACUGUGUGGGAAAUGACGGAGACAUGUUGGAACAAACAUUUAAGGCUCUUCAUUUCAAUGUGGCCCUCUACAAGUGGCUGAGUGUGGAGGAUACUCUCUCGGCUCUCAGAGGAAUCUUCCAACAGAGAGAGAACCUCAAAGGUGAUGGCCUUGUCUGUUGCCUCAUUAGCCGUGGUACGGCAGAUCACCUCCUAGGCAUAGACUCGUACAUCACAGGUCUACACCUGGACAGUGUCCGACGUCUUUUCACCACUGAUGCGUGCCCCAUGAUGGCUGGCAAGCCCAAACUGUUCUUCAUCCAGACGUACAGUGUCCCCCAGUUCCAGCCCUGUGCCGGGAUGUACCAUCAGGAUGAGGAUCUGGAGACAGACGGGUGUUGUGGGCGCCCGAGCCAUGAAUACAUCCCUACAGAUGCAGAUGUGUUCUGGAGUCACUGCUGGACGGACGAACGUCAACUGGUGCAAGAACAUCAUCGCUCCAUUUACCUGAAGGCUCUGACAGAUACCCUACUCAAGGGCCAAAUCAGGAAAACUAAACUUGUUGAUAUUCAUACCGAGGUGAAUGGCGCCAUCUUUGAGCAUAACAGAAGGAAUCCUGGCGCAAACUACCACAUUGAUCUGAAACAUACGCUAAGGAAAGAUCUUUACUUACAAUAGAGGAUUUUAAUAAAAUUGUGUCCAUUAAAUCCUCAAUAAUGUCAGAUACACACCAAGAAAACACAUGGUGUCCUGCCUCUGAAGCUUCCCCCCCACUGUGUAAACAGUGGCACCUACUGGCCAUAUUUAUUUAAAACAGUUAUUUUCUACAAAUGUCAGAGAAGGAACUUUUUUUUAAUGUAUUUAUUUGUAAUGUGUAUUUAUUUUAUAUUUGGAAAUUCCCACCCAGUAUCUUUUGUGCAUAUGUUAUAAUAGUAGUAAUGAGUACAUGUAUUCAUGUGUACUUUCAUAGUUGACAAAUGUACUCACAGGUUAAAACAAUAAUGGUAACAGUAACAUUGACACCUCUCCAACCCGACCCCCCAGACAUCAACAACAUAAACAACAACAGUUGCAUCAAGCCCAAUCAUUGCAUUGCAAUAGAAAAACAAAUGUCAAUCCAUGCCAGACGAACAUUUUUGAAGAGUAACACAAAGCGCAAAUAAGACCUGGAGUAUGUUCUAAUCCUGCUUAAGAUGCUGGUUUGUAAUUUUGAAGCAUUAAUGUGUUAAUUGUGUUAUACAGUGCAGCUAACCAUGUGGAGAUACACAGUGAAAAAUACAGAGUCAAAUUUUCUUUUAACCUGUGUAGAGAUGUGAAAAAAGUCAACACUAUAUAUGUGAUUGUGUUGCAUUAAUACCUUUAUUUAUUAUGUAUUUAUUAUUUCAAUUUGAUAUGCAUUUUUAAAGGUUUUGUGUUUUAUAAUAUACUAUUCAUUUUGUAGGCUACUAACCAAAACAUUCAUACUUAUUCUAACAAAUACAAGCUAUGUUUCAAUUUGAAAUUAUAUCAACUAUAUAUUCAUUGUUCAUUGUAGCUCAAGUUAUCUAAAAGCAAUUAAAUGUAUGUGUGCAUUUAUUACCUGCAAUAUGAUUUUACAAUAAGACUUAUCUCUCCUGGGAUCAACUGAUUUGUCUCUUUACAAGAAAAACACAUUGACGCCAUUAUAAUGUUUAUGACUGCCACAUUGCAAUGAAGCUGUUUCUUGUUUCCAAUUUCAAAAAGUUGAAGAAAUUUCACAACAUUUAUGGCAUACGUAUAUGGCUGUAUAAUAAUAUAUAAUAAUUCAUAAUCCAAACUAUUUCUUUUACGACAAGCAAUUUGACCUUAUUCAUUCAAAAUAUCUUUUGUUUUAAUUUAAAAAAACAUUUAGUAAUAUGUCUAUUUGUAAUUCCUUUUAAAGUGAAACUGUAUGUAAAACACUUGAUGUUGA